UAGGGGAGGGGCUGUGAUCCUGGGUCUGGAAGGGGCUGAGCUGUGAGCUAUAAAGGGGGCAUCUCUCAGCACCAGGGCACUGACUCUAGGCAGCGUGACCUGAGGCCAGACGGGAGCACUCCAUGUACCAUCCACGAGAGUUGUACCCCUCUCUGGGGACAGGCUACCGCCUUGGGCCCCCCCAGCCGGGGACAGAUUCCAGCUUCCCGCCUGCCCUGGCAGAGGGCUACCGCUACCCUGAUCUGGACCCUCCCAAAUUGGAUUGCUUCCUCUCCGGGAUUGAAGCUGCUCCCUGCACCCUGGGUGCUGCCCCACCCCUGCCCCCGCUCCCCCCAGCCCUGGGCACUGAGCCAGCCCCCCCAGCCCCUGAGGCCCUUCAUGCACUCCCCGGAGUCAGCCUGAGCCUGGAGAACCGGGAGCUGUGGAAAGAGUUCAAUUCUGUGGGAACAGAGAUGAUCAUCACCAAAGCUGGGAGGCGCAUGUUCCCUGCUUGCCGAGUCUCAGUCACUGGCCUGGACCCCGAGGCCCGCUACCUGUUUCUUCUGGAUGUGGUUCCCGUGGACGGGGCUCGCUACCGCUGGCAGGGCCGGCGCUGGGAGCCCAGCGGCAAGGCGGAGCCCCGCCUGCCUGACCGCGUCUACAUUCACCCCGACUCUCCCGCCACGGGUGCCCACUGGAUGCGGCAGCCUGUGUCUUUCCAUCGGGUCAAGCUCACCAACAGCACCCUGGACCCCCACGGCCAUCUGAUCUUGCACUCCAUGCACAAGUACCAGCCCCGCAUCCACCUGGUGCGGGCCGCCCAGCUCUGCAGCCAGCACUGGGGGGGUGUCGCCUCCUUCCGCUUCCCCGAGACGGCAUUCAUCUCUGUGACAGCCUACCAGAACCCGCGGAUCACACAACUGAAGAUCGCCGCCAAUCCCUUUGCCAAGGGCUUCCGGGAGAACGGCAGAAACUGUAAGAGGGAGCGGGAUGCCCGUGUGAAGAGGAAACUGCGGGGCCCAGAGCCCGGAGCCGCAGAGGCCUAUGGGAGCGGAGAUGCACCAAGCGGCCCCUGCGACUCCACGCUGGGUGGGGACGUCCGUGAGUCGGACCCAGAGCAGGCCCCGGCCCCCCGAGAAGCUGCCCCGGCCCCAGCUCCUCCGUGCGGCGGCUCCAGCGCCGAAGCCUACCUGCUGCACCCCGCGGCUUUUCACGGAGCCCCCAGUCACCUUCCAACCAGGAACCCCAGCUUCCCUGAGGCUCCAGACUCGGGGCGUCCAGCGCCCUACUCGGCUGCGUUCCUGGAGCUGCAGCCUGGGCCAGGGGGCUCGGGGUACCCAGCUGCCGCGCCCCCAGCCCCCUUUGCCUCACACUUCCUCCAGGGGGGCCCCUUCCCCCUUGCCUACCCUGGCCCUGGGGCUUAUCUGGAUGUAGGCUCCAAACCAAUGUACUGAGGUGUCCCUGGGCCUCUGCGUCCCCCCCACCCCAUCUUCCAUCACAGACCUCUGCCGCCCUUCCCCCAGGCCUGUGGCCCCAUCCCUUCCACUGGCCCCAUCCCCCAUGCCAAAUGGCUGCCUGGGGCCUCCCCCACCCCACUUCACACUUUGAUUUCACUCCCACCCACCCCGGCUUCAAAGCUCUGGCUAAGCUGCUGGGAGUCCAGCUGGGGCCAGCUUCCCCUUCCAGGCUCUCACCUCGGUGUGAAUGGAGGGAGGCUCUGCCUGGCCAAAUGGGGCCACUGCCCAACACUCCCACCUCCUGAGCCUCACCCUUGGGCUCUGCAAGUUCUACCCACUCACCCCAGUGCAGGCCACACCGGUCCGCUGUCAGGACCAGAGUAUUUUUGUUAAUAAAACU
Molecule: messenger RNA, 1836 nt
Organism: Neogale vison (American mink)
Lineage: Eukaryota; Metazoa; Chordata; Mammalia; Carnivora; Mustelidae
Gene: TBX6
Product: T-box transcription factor 6
Exons: 8
Coding region: 123-1433 (436 amino acids)
Biological process (GO): positive regulation of DNA-templated transcription; regulation of transcription by RNA polymerase II; cell fate specification
Cellular component (GO): nucleus
Molecular function (GO): RNA polymerase II cis-regulatory region sequence-specific DNA binding; DNA-binding transcription factor activity, RNA polymerase II-specific
Source: RefSeq, a predicted model, not a curated record